Messenger RNA from Periconia digitata, 1311 nucleotides. The record is from the annotation of a GenBank genome assembly. NCBI's taxonomy places the organism in Eukaryota, Fungi, Ascomycota, Dothideomycetes, Pleosporales, Periconiaceae.
CGUAUUCUCUGUAUUUUUUGGGUCUCUAUAAGAUAUCUCGAUUUCAAAAAUGUCAAAAUCUUCACCAAAAACCGGUUUCACUUACAAAAUUCUCAACCAUCCACCGCCACAAUGGCACCGCCCGGUUUCGCACCUCCCAGCUACUCGCACGACCGCAUACCCACCCGUCUCGUCAACAAAGAAGCGCCUCCCGUAGGAAUCGAUACAAACGGGCGCGCCUACAUCAUUUUCUUCUCCUAUCUCUUCCUCGCUGUUUCCCUGACAGCCUUCGUAAUCGCCCACCUACGCAGCAGCUACUCACGCCUCAUACAAUCGCAUACGCCUCGCUCUCCAAAGCUCACAAAACAUGUGCGAAUGUACGCGGUACUGGCAAUAUGGAGCGUACUGGCAAUAUGGAGCGUACUAGUGGUAUGGUACUACGAACUGCAAUACUUCAAGAUCUCGUACCAGACAUGGAUGCGGUGGAGGUCGUACUACGAUCUAACGCCGGACCAGAUGCACUGGGGGCUGUGGCUGCGGGAGACUUCGUUGUUUCGAGAGGCGUGGGAGACUGCUGUUGUGGGGAACGCGCGAUAUUGGUGGACCCAUCAGAUUUUCUUGUUUGCGUGUGCGUUGGGUGUGAGCUUAGAACAGACGGAGGUUAGGAGAGGGACGAAGCAUGCUUGGGCAUUCAUUCUGCUCGGCCAGAUUGUAUCAGUCGGGUUUGCUACGAAUCUGUAUCUGCUUGGAUUACUUCUCAGUCCAUAUCCAUCGCCACCUCCAACAUCGACGGAAUCGAAUCCGAGGAAAUGGCUGGGACCCUGGGUUCUUAGCUUGCUCAUGAUUAUAUUUACAGAAGGACCUGCGCAUAUGCUCGUCGAUGAGCAUUACUGGCAUCAUCAAACCGACUUUCUGCCCAUGGUCAUUAUACCACACGUUGCGCUUCUUAUGCUCCCUGUAGCCCGCGCCAUCCUGCCCAGAAGGUUCCUCGCCAAUUCGAGCGUCGAGACUACGGGCAAAGCGUACGGGUAUCUAUGGGCCGCUACAAUACUCGGGGGAGGUUUGUUGUUCGUAAGAAUAACAGUGAUGUCGUAUGGAUAUAGCGGCGUGCAAGGAAUUCUUGAUGCGCUACUUGAGGCACCAGCUGUCAGCAGUGUUGCUUUUGAUGUCAUCUUUUGCUGGCUGGCAUGGGGUGUGUGGUGGUUUAUACAGAAGCCGAGACCCGCUGCUUCGAUAAAGGAUAAAGAUGGGAGCGAAGGGGUCGAUGCCUGGACGGGUAGGAGCUCUCAAGCUGAACCAGUAAGAGAAGACAAUGGCGUGAGGCGCCGUUGA